GUGAAUGCGCAUAUGAAACUGGUGGGGUUCGGUACCUCCAACAAGGUUAAGAACCACUGGUCUAAAGCUUACCACAUACUUAACAUUAGUGUCCCACAGAGAUGCGCCGUAUAGGUGUCCAAGUUCCCCAGCUCACUAAACACACGUCUGAUUUGCAUGGUUGCCUACAUACGGUGCAAAAGAAGUUCAAUAUCCAUGCAUUGGAAAGGACUCCACGAGCACUCUAGAGAGCCAUUCUCAAGGGUAUUUGGCCGACUAUUUCACUUGGGACAGAAGUCUUUGGAAGAAUUAGAAGUACCCACACUUCAUCCCACAACACGUGACCAACCAAUAGACUAACUGUGGGUGCACCCAUUUACACUGCUUGCUGGGCAGAAGCAGCGUGAUUAAGAAACGUGGUCAUUGUUUUAACUGUCGUUCCCAUGAAAUCAAAUGGGCGACCUCUAACUUUGCAAGUCCAGUGCAGUGUGCAACACCAUUACACCACAGCAGCGCCACGGCAGAGUUUUGGGGGGGGUGGAGCUGGUAAUUUGUGAAUGUCCAUGCAGUGUUUGUGACUAACAAUUGCUUUCCCCAUGUCAGAGUGAGUCUGUUCAUCCCACCAAAAACCCGAACACGCUGGGCGACCGCAACACGCUGCGACGGGAGUGGGCGAGAGCCGGGCGCUCUUUCAAGGAGCAGCCUCUUGACCUUGUGCGGUAAGUUCAUGCCCUAUCCACUGCUGGAUGAAGACUUCUCCAAGCAUUCACCAUCUCUCCCAGUCUCCUGAUGCAACGAUCCAUGUGGCUCCUGCACACAUGCUGAUUUUAUUACUUAAAUCUCUGUGGUGCACAUCCUCUCAGACGCAUUCCUUCUCUUGACUGCCACAUCAUUCUUAGUCUCGACCACAGGCCAUCGUACCUCUUAGGGACGUGCCCUGUCCAGGAAGGUCCUAAGGCUGGACUUGAAUGCUAGCUGGGAGUUGAUAGCACAGACGGUUGGGAAAAUGGAGUUCCAGAAUAGCAUUUGCCCAUGCCUUCCCUGCUCUUCACAUUUCCCUCCAGUCCAUGGUCCUUGCUUACAUAUUCGAUAGCUACACCACUGGUGCCAUGUGUGGUUGGUGAUGUUUGCGCUGUGUGUGCGAGUGAUGUUGUCGGCACAGGUCAUACUUCGGGUGGCAAGUGGGGCUCUAUUUUGCAUGGCUCGGCUUCUACACAAAGAUGCUGAUCUUCGCUGCAAUCGUCGGCCUGAUCUCCUUUUUCUUUGGAGUAUUCAGCAAGGACCGUGACAUCACUAGUGGAGAAAUAUGCAACAACACCAUCGGAGGAUCCCUGGUCAUGUGUCCCCAGUGUGACCAAAAAUGCACCUUUUGGAGGCUAAAUGAUACCUGCGAGACUGCGAAGACUUCACACAUGUAUGAAAAUCCGGUCACCAUAUUCUUCGCAGUUUUCAUGGGACUUUGGGCCACGGUGUUCCUGGAAUUUUGGAAGCGUCGCCAGGCAUCGCUCGCGUACCGCUGGGACCUGACGGCAGCGGCGCAGGAGGGAGACCCCAUCCGGCCCGAGUACCUGGCUCGCUGCACGACCACGAAAUGUAACAUCAUCACCAUGGAGGAGGAGCCUCAUAUGCCUAAGAGGAUACUGAGGUUCCGUUACUGCCUCUCUGGGAUCAUGGUGUUGUUCUGGAUCCUCCUGAUUCUUGCUGCAAUUUUGGGUGUGGUUGUUUACCGCCUGUCCAUCUUUGGCAUACUCUCCUCGAGUAUCCCCAAUCAUGUGACCAAGAUCAAGGUGAUCGGUGCCCUACUCACACCUGAUAUGGUUACCACCAUCACGGCCUCCAUCCUCAACAUCGUAAUCAUAUUACUACUCAACAAAGGUUACGACAAGCUGGCCCUCGUCCUCACUGAUCUGGAGAUGCCCAAGACGCAAGGCGAAUUUGAGUAUCGGCUGACGUUCAAGAAAUUCUUAUUUCAGUUCGUCAACUUCUACUCGGCGUCUUUCUACAUUGCAUUUUUCAAAGGGAAAUUUAUCGGCUUCCCCGGAAGCUACACUUACUUUGGAAAAUGGAGAAUCGAGGAGUGUCCCCCAAACGGCUGUCUCUUUGAACUGACUUCUCAACUCACUGUCAUCAUGGUAGUGAAGCAGAUGGUUGGCAAUUUUCAGGAGGUCAUCAUCCCGUAAGUAUCGCAUGAACACAUGAAAGCUGUGAAGUCUGAUUACGGCAUUUCCUCGUGUAACGCGGUAGAUGCGUUUCUGAAAAUUUCCGCGUGAAGUAAAAAGGUGCAAAGUAAGGAAUUACUGAGUUAAUCACAUUUGCACAGUAAAAUCAACCUGCAGUCAUCCCAUGGUGGGAUAAAUAACUCAGGCUAGGCUGCCGUGUUACUGUAUCAUUCGGCAUACUUUAUCAAACUGCUCAGCCGCGCAACUCAAGACAGUCGUUCAUCGUCGACUGCUCAGGAACGCAUUAUAAUGGCCGCGUUCGGCGUUUUAACAGUGUGCAUUCCACAUUAUAAUGGACACGUUCCACGUUGUGUGAAAAGUUUUCCCAAAUAUAAGAACCAUGUUUCAAUGAAAAUGUGUUGUGUGAAAACGCAUUCAGCGAAAACUCGGGUCGACAGCUUGUUAGCAGUGUGCACUGGUUAAGCAGUGAACACCAGUCAACUGGACAAAGUUCACCUCGUUAGUAUCAUGCGAUAUUCCGAUCAGACGCUUCGUACAUAGUUUCAUAAUAUUAGACAAGCAACUCCCAUGACUGAGAGAGUGUAGUGGAUUGACAACGAGCUAAAUGAAAAACAGCUACUACUUAGGUUUUAGCAGUUGUUUUGGUACAGCUCUCUGACAUGUUUUGUGUCAUACCGCAUAUUGUUUGGCAUGUCUUGACGUUUCGCUCCACGUGCUUGGGAUGUUCACAUGAUACAACCUGAAAACACAGUGGAAAGCUAUGAAAUAGCCAACCUAGAGUUGAUGAACAAAUGGAUAUACACGUGUAAGGGUGUCUCUGUGUCUGCACAUGCGUACCUCCCUCCACAAUUCCCCAGAUGGUUCAGCAAUUGGUGGGCCCAGCGUCGGGCCAAGCUAAGGCCUGAGGCUGUCUACACGCGCUGGGAGCAAGACAUGGACCUACAGCCCCAGAGCCCACUUGGACUCUUUGAUGAAU
Molecule: messenger RNA, 3135 nt
Organism: Petromyzon marinus (sea lamprey)
Lineage: Eukaryota; Metazoa; Chordata; Hyperoartia; Petromyzontiformes; Petromyzontidae
Source: RefSeq, a predicted model, not a curated record